Molecule: messenger RNA, 1773 nt
Organism: Penicillium coprophilum
Lineage: Eukaryota; Fungi; Ascomycota; Eurotiomycetes; Eurotiales; Aspergillaceae
Product: GMC family oxidoreductase
Exons: 5
Coding region: 1-1773 (590 amino acids)
Molecular function (GO): oxidoreductase activity, acting on CH-OH group of donors; flavin adenine dinucleotide binding
Source: RefSeq, a predicted model, not a curated record
AUGACUGAAAAUCCAACCUGCACCGUCGAGGAAUUCACUCGCACGCUAUUUGACUAUGUCAUCUGCGGCGGUGGAACUGCAGGACUCACUCUUGCAGCGCGCCUCAGCGAAAAUCCCGAUAUAACCGUCGGUGUCAUUGAGGCGGGCAAGUAUCGCAUUGGAGAUCCGUUGGUUGAUACUCCUGCAGCGUUCUCGCAGAUGUUCGAGAAUCCUGACUAUGAUUGGUGUAUGUAUACGAAGCCACAGGAGGGCAACCGUGGCCUGACUCACCAUAUCCCCCGGGGAAAGCUCCUUGGUGGAUCCAGCGGCAUCAAUUAUAUGAUGUACGUGCGAGGAUCGACGCAGGACUAUGACGACUGGGCCGAGAUCGUAGAGGACGAUGGGUGGUCUGGAAAGUAUAUGCAGCAAUAUAUGCGAAAGCAUCAGACUCUCGAGCCGUUCGACGAGUCUAUCACCGAUCGCUCGACAAUGCCACUAGUAGGCGAGUUCCACGGCACGAGCGGGCCCGUCCGAACCAGCUUCAAUGAUACAAUCCCACCAGUGGAGAACGAGAUCAUCAAAGCCUGCGAGGACGUGACUGGCAUCACAAGCAAGCCCACCGACCCAUGGAGCGGCGACCACAUUGGUUUUUAUCACACCCUCGGGGCAGUUGCUCGAACCGGCCCGAAUAAGGGUAAGCGCAGCUACGCUGCCCGAGGAUAUUACGAAGCGAACCGUGCGACUCGCCCAAACCUCAAGGUCCUCUGCGAAGCCCUCGUCAACCGCGUCGUUUUAGACGGAAAAAGGCCACAGGUUGGCGGGACACUCAAGUCCCCACAGAUCCUCGAGCUAUCGGGAAUCGGCGACCCAGAGAUCCUCAAAGCCGCAGGCGUUGAGUGCAAGGUCGCCAACAGCGGCAUCGGCGCAAAUGUCCUAGACCACUCCAUCACCCUCAGCGUGUUGGAUGUCCAGCCCGGCGUUGUUACACUAGACACCUUGUCUCAAGUGCCCGAGGCAAUGGAAGCCGCUGGUAAGCAGUAUGCCGAAAGCAGCAGUGGACCACUCAGCUCGAUCUGCGGCAUGCAGGGCUUCUUCCCGGCAAAGAAAAUUCUUUCCGAGACAGAGCUGGCAGAUAUUAUCCAGAGUGUUCGUGAUGUCAAACCCACCAGCGAGUUUCAUGCGAAACAGCUCGCCCAGACUAUCGCACACCUCGAGAGCGACCACUCUGCCAAUAUGCAGGUUGUUACGGUGACAGCUUCCAUGGACCCGAAGGCCUUUCAGCACCAGAGAGGUAUUAUUGAACAGCGUUCAGCUGAUCAGCCGGCUGGUUUGACCUUGGCGCUUUGUAUACAGUACCCCGUGGCUAGAGGAUCUAUCCAUAUUGAGAGUGCAGACCCAACCAAGCCCCCUGUCGUUGAUCCCAACUACGGUGGUCACCCGGCCGACGUCUCACUCCUAGCGGCGUUCCUGCGCUGGGGUGAUCAGGUCGCGGAAUCAAAGCACCUGGAGUCCUCAAUCCUGAAGCGCAGGUACCCCGAGCCCAGUGUUAACUUGCAGGACAUGGACACUGCCCGACAAGCAGUUCAUGAUCUGGUUGCGGGUGAGUACCAUAUCAGCGGCUCUGUUGCUAUGGGCGAUGCGUUGGACAGCAGAUUGAGGGUGAAGGGCGUCGAGGGUUUGCGUGUUGCGGAUGCAUCGGUGUUCCCGAAUAAUGUUUCUGGGAAUAUUGUUAGCAGUGUUUAUGCUGUUGCAGAGAAAGCAGCGGAUUUGAUUCGCGAGGAUUGGGGUUUAUAG